AGGACCAGGAGGAGGGGGAGGACCAGGAAGGGAGGGAGGAUCAGGGUGAGGAUUAGGAGGAGGGGGAGGAACAGUAGAUAGGGAGGAGGAUCAAGAGGCGUGGAGGAGCGGGAGUAGUGGGAGGAGGGAGAGGAUCAGGAGGUGGGGUGGAGAAUUAGGAUGAGAAGAAUCAGGAGGAGAGGGAGGAUCAGGGGAGGAGGGGGAGGAGAGCAGGUAGGGAGGAGCAGCAGGCACGGGAGAAGGAGAGGAGGAGAAGCAGCAGGUGGGGCAGGAGCAGUAGGUGGAGAGGAGGAUCAGAAGGAUCAGAAGGGGAGGAGGAGCAGCAGGUGGGGGAGGAGCAAUAGGUGGAGAGGAGGAGAGGGAGGAGCGGGAGGAGGGGAGGAGCGGGAGCGAUCCCGACUUCCGGGUAGGGCCGCGCACGCCGCGCCACGGGCAGCCCGCGCCCGUUCCCCUCCCCCGGCCCCGGCGUCUCCCUCCGCCUUUGAUCCGCAGCCCCACCCGCCACCAUGAACAGCUCGGACGAGGAGAAGCAGCUGCAGCUCCUCACCAGCCUGAAGGAGCAAGCAAUAGGAGAAUAUGAAGACCUCCGAGCGGAGAACCAGAAAACAAAGGAGAAGUGUGACAAAAUUAGGCAAGAACGAGAUGAAGCUGUUAAAAAACUGGAAGAGUUUCAGAAAAUUUCUCACAUGGUUAUCGAGGAAGUGAAUUUCAUGCAGAACCAUCUUGAGAUAGAGAAGACGUGCCGGGAGAGUGCUGAGGCCUUGGCGACAAAGCUAAAUAAAGAAAACAAAACACUGAAAAGAAUCAGCAUGUUAUACAUGGCCAAACUGGGACCGGAUGUAAUAACGGAGGAGAUUAACAUCGAUGACGAUGAUCCGGGCACCGACACCGACAGCGCCUCGGAGACCUGUCUGUCCGUUCAGUGUCAAAAGCAAAUCAAAGAGCUACGGGAUCAAAUUGUGUCUGUUCAGGAAGAGAAGAAGGUAUUGGCCAUUGAGCUGGAAAGUGUCAAGAGCACGCUCAUGGAGGUGAUGGAGGAGGUCAAUAAAGUUAAGCAAGAAAAAGCCACUUUAAACACGGAAGUUCUGGAGCAGAGAAGAGUCUUAGAGAAGUGCAACAGAGUGUCCAUGCUAGCCGCUGAGGAGUACGAGGAGCUGCAGGAGAACCUGGAGCUCGAGAAGGACCUCCGCAAGAAAGCAGAGUCCUUUGCACAGGAGAUGUUCAUUGAACAGAGCAAGCUGAAGAGACAAAGCCAGCUCCUGCUGCAGAGCGCCACGCCGGACCAGCAGCUGGGGAAAGCCUUGCACGAGAAUGCGACCCUCAGCCAGCAGCUGGAGGAGGAGCGGAUCCAGCAUCAGCAGAAGGUCAAGGAGCUGCAGGAGCAGCUGGAGAGCGAGGCCUUGCACAAGGAGAUGCACCACCUGAGGCAGCAGCUGGCACUCCUGGAGGAGGACAAACGUGAGCUGGAGCAGCGCUGCCAGAGCGCGGAGGAGAGGGCGCGGAACCUGAAGCACUCGGUGGAUGAACUCCAGAAGCGAGUGAACCAGUCAGAGAAUUCGGUGCCGCCCCCACCUCCUCCUCCGCCACCUCUGCCGCCCCCACCUCCCAACCCAAUCCGCUCCCUCAUGUCCAUGAUCCGGAAGCGCUCCCACCCUGGCGGCGCCAAGAAGGAGAAGACGGCGCAGCCAGAAGCUGCCGAGGAGGUCACCGACCUGAAGCGACAGGCGGUGGAGGAGAUGAUGGACAGGAUCAAGAGGGGCGUGCACCUCAGGCCGGUUAACCAGGCCAGGCCCAAGCCUGACCCAGCUCGGGGCCCCGAGAGCGCCGUGGACGAGCUGAAGGGCAUCCUGGGGACACUUAACAAAUCCACUAGCUCGAGAAGCUUAAAAUCCCUUGGCCCUGAGAACAGUGAAACUGAGUUAGAGAGGAUUUUACGUCGCAGGAAGGUGACAGCUGAAGCAGAUAGCAGUAGUCCUCCCGGGAUAUUAGCCACCUCAGAGUCCAAAUCCAUGCCUGUGUUGGGUUCUGUAUCCAGUGUAACAAAAACAGCCUUGACCAAGAAAACUCUGGAGGCAGAAUUCAACAGCCCCCCAACACCUGAGCCAGGUGAAGGGCCCCGUAAACUGGAAGGAUGCACGAAUUCCAAGGUUACUGCCCAGCCUCCCAGUAAAGGCGAAAACAGGAGAAAAUGUGUGGGCAGUGAGAAGCAAGCUGAGCCUGUUGUAGUUUUAGAUCCUGUUUCCACACAUGAACCCCAAACCAAAGACCAGGCUGCUGAAAAAGACCCGACUCAGUGCGCGGAGGAUGGAGGCGAAACGCAACCAGGAUACAAAGAAGACAGCAGUGGAAGGACGGGAGAGGCAGACAGUUCUCACUGCUGACCCGAAACUGGAGGCCGCAUGUCUGCGAGCCUUCUGAGUAAGCACACUCCCCGGUUCCCAUGGAGCUGUUGGGCACGCCUGUGUUCUGGCCACACGCUUCUUUGCUGCUUCACUUUGUAAGUAGCAAUUAUAAACAUAAGCUGUUUAGCAGAAUACAUCUUCUGGGCAGUCUUUGAUUUCUGUAGGGUAGGAAUUCUCUCGCUCCAAAUGAAGUAUGACUUCCUUGAGAAGGUGGCAGAAGCCUCAGAUCGUCUUUGCAGGGACUGUACACCACUCACCAGAUUUAGCUGAAAUUUGAAAGGUAGAAAAUUCAAGGUGGUUGCUGGUACCUCAACAGAGACCACCAAGCCUAAAACACUCUUAAAGGCACCAUUUAACCCAAGCUGUCUACGAGCAGCCGUAACACAGAGGGAGACUGAGGUAGGAGGAGCCUGUGUCUGGCCCGGUCUUCUGAGGGGGAGCCACAGAGUCAGGAAGUCGGAGUGUCUCCAUCUUGGGCAGUGGCUCAGGUCUAAGCAGAGCACAGCUGACUAGAGUGGGAUAAGUGACCCCGGGUCCGAGGCUCGCAGAGGAUGCUGUCUGGUGGCUAAACAAAGAACCGACAAGGACGUCCAACCCCCAGUUUAACAAGAACGCCUUGGUAAACCCGCGUUUUCUGUCCCAUGAGGUAACUGUUUCCCACACAUCCGCUUGGCACAGUGCCACAUUUACCCAGCUCUUAUGCAUAGUGAAGAUAAGCGACAAGCACACACCUUUUCUUUCACUUCACUGCCGUCCUGUAUCACGAGAGUCCUUUUGUUUUGUUUUGUUUUGUUUUUUAGAGGAAAUUAAGUGGAAGUUUCUAAAAAUACAGUGUUUCAGACUCCCACAGUGAAUAAACAGAAAUGUAAUCAGGGAUUUAAAAAAAACUUAUGCAGGUUUUGAAAGUUGAUUGUUUCAAAAUUGGUGUUUAUUUAAAGUAAGUGGUGCUUGAGUGCUCUUUCUGUGAUGAUGACUCGGUAAUGGUAAUUUACUAUUAAAGAAGUGAAAGGCUUAGUUUUGCUAGCAUGACUCAGCAUGUAGCUGUCAGGUGCUUCACACCUGAAGGCAAAAGAAAAUGAUAGUAACAAUUGCAGUAGUUGUGUCCUAGUGCAUGUGUGCACGCGUGCUGUAGCGUGGGCAAGGGGAGGCGGGAGGCAGGCGAGAGCACUCCUGAGGCUGGGAGACAGUUCUCUGGGUUCACGGGCUUGACUAUUUUCAUGUCCUUCAGUGCUGAUUUUAGAGUUCCCUGUCAGCUUACUCUCGGGGAAUUAAAGCGUGAUUUUUUUAAACCGUGCGUCUCCCUCACUGAAUAAUACUGCCGAUGCCAUGCUAACUGCGAGUGGAUUAAUUUGGAUGGUUCUGUUUAUGGUGUGAUUUGAACUCUCCCCAACACAACAUAUUAAAGGAGACACGCAACAGUUUCUUAUUAA
Meriones unguiculatus (Mongolian gerbil) is the source of this 3832-nucleotide messenger RNA. It is a transcript of the gene Shtn1, whose product is annotated as shootin 1. The transcript has 17 exons. The record is from RefSeq and is a predicted model, not a curated record. The coding region runs from base 507 to 2381 and encodes 624 amino acids. Lineage: Eukaryota; Metazoa; Chordata; Mammalia; Rodentia; Muridae.